CCAAGGGGUUACAAUCUGGCCUUCCAGUACUCGCUCGAGUCCGUAGCGACGGACAUUGCACGUGCAAUGUGGCACGGCGAGGAGUGGUGCAACGUCGUCAGUGCGGCGGUAUGCGCGCACACGAUAGAUCUGUCCAUGGACUUGCCACUGUGGUUCGCCGGCACCAACAUCGAGGACAGACCUGAGGACGACAACAUGGCGGUGUACCAGGAGUCCACUGUCAUCUGCAUUGCGCAUGCAUUCCGCAGGGCGGUGCAAAUGGGUGCGCACAUCGACGGCGAUUUCAUCUCGUACGACCGUCUCUGUCGGGUGGCUGACUGCUUCAGGCUUUUGUUCGCAGCGUGCAUGUGGAUAAUGCGCAUGGCGGGAGACGAUCCGCGCAGCCACUACAAAGCUUUCUACUUAGCGAACCUGCUGGCAAAGCCCACACUCGUCGCGUCCAUGCAUCGCCCUUUCGAUCAUCGACGAUCCGUCGUCCGCGCCGCAAAAGUCGUCACGGAGAGGCUUGGGAAGGUGAACGCUACGUUUGGGGAGUACCCCGACUACAUCCCUGAAUGGGAACCCUACGGCAUUGGUUUCAGGCACGACAUGAGCAUAACGGGGCCGGAGUAUGCGAAGAAGCUAGAUUGGCAGGAGGAGAAAGCAGGGGAACUGUACGUUGCGGCCAUGGGGGAGGAACGCGCUGAUAAGUCAUUCAUAGAGAAAGACAGCAAGAAGACGACGGUGAGCAGGGGAGGAAUAGUUGAAAGGAUCUUGCUAUGCCCGCUCUCCUCAUCGUGUCCUCUCCCUCCUCUUUCUUCUUAUCCUCGCUCGACGAGCGAGCACUGCGCGGGGAUGGCUUCUCCUCCUCAGCAGCAGCAGCCUAACCGAUGCGCGGGGAUGGCUUCUCCUCCUCCUCAGCAGCAGCAGCCUAAGCGAUGCGCUGGGAUGGCUUCUCCUCCUCAGCAGCAGCCUAACCGCUGCGCGGGGAAGGGUUCGCUUCGUCGGCAGCCUGACCGAUGCGCGGGAAAGGCUUCUCUUCAGCCUCAUACUCCCUCUCCUCUGCACGUUCCUCUCCUCUCCUUCUCCCAAAUAGUACUCUUGUGCAGUCUAUUCUUAACCCCCCCUUACAUACCUAUUGCGUCUGGGCUAAGAUGUCAGGUCGAUGAUCAGCAAAGCUGUACUGCUUUUGUAGUCUAUCGCAUCCAGGUCGGCGACAGCAUGCGAGACAUCUGUGACCGUUUCCGACAGUACGAGGGCGUCGUUCUGGUCAUUAACAACAUGACGGAAGCCACCCGACUAACGGUUAACAGAGAGCUAAUCAUUCCUGUUAGUUGCUCUUGCAAUCAGUCGAGGAGCGCACAGGUCUACUGGGCUAGACCGACUUAUCCCGUGCAAGUGGACGACACCCUCGAGAAGAUACAGAACGAUUUGUAUCAGAACCUGACCGCGAUUAGCGAUAUUGUGGAGGUGAACCGGCUGGGGGGUCAGGAUUACCUAAUGGCGGGAUGGACGUUGAGGAUCCCGAUCCCGUGCGCUUGCAACACAUCGGACGGCGGGAGCUUUUCCUCGUUCGUGACGUACGUGCCUGGCUCGACGGGCGAGACGGCGGACGCCAUAGCCGCCAAGUUCCAGACGACCGUGGGGAACAUUCGGAGAGCAAGCAUGAUUGCGGAAGAGGAGGGCGUCGUGGACGUCUACCGGCCGUUGAUCGUGCCCACUAACAGUGUGUACUCUCUAUUUAGCGGCAGCGGCGGCGGCGACUGGGGGAGGUGGUCGUCUGGCGAUGGCGCUGCUGGCGGUCGUCCGUCGUCCUCUAGUGAUUAUAUGACGAGACACGGCUCAGAGUCGGCGGCGUAUCAAUCGGCCACGUCAUCAUCGUCCUCGUCAUCAUCAUCGCCGUCGUCGACGAGGAAAAAUUCUCGCGGGGAAGUUGGCACAUUGGGGUUGUGGAUAUGGGUGAUCGUCGGGGUCGGGAUCUUGGCCGUGCUGGCCGGCGCUUCCGCUCUCACCGUUCGUAUAUUGCGAGAGCAGCGGCCGCCGUCGCCGCCGCUGCCGCCGUCGUGGUGCAAAGAUGUGUCGGGAUCGGGUCCGUGGGCGUUUGGCCGAACUCUCGACCUCAGCGUAAUAUCUCGAAGUCGCAGCCUUUCGUUCUUAGGAUGCCACGUGGCCGGUUCUGAUUACUCCUCCGGCGUUGAGGACAGUAAGUACAUCAGCUACGGCUUCGACAGCCAGCUGGAUAGGCUUCGAGGUGGCGGCGUCGGCGGCGGCGGUCCCGGAGCAGAGCUAUCUGGAAGUGGCGUUGACGUCAGCAGCGGCGGCGGCGGCGCAGGAGGAGGAGGGACAGCGGACCGCGUAGCGAUCGUUUCGUUAGACUCUGCCCGCGGGAAAGCAGUGGACAACAGACAUGCCUUUUCGGUUGACGACAACCGAAGGGGGAAGGUGAUCCCGAUCGAGCUUUAUUCUGAGAAGAUUCCACCGACCGGCGGCGUCGGAGGCGUCGGAGGCGGCGGCGGCAUCGGGACGUUCUCGUACCACGAGCUUGCGCAUGCGACAAACGGGUUCAGUCCGGCUAAUCAGAUUGGCAAGGGUUUGUCGGGGCCAGUGUUUUACGCUAAGUUACGCGGCAGAGAGGUGGCAAUCAAGAGGCUGAAGGUUUCUUGGGGGCCCAAGGAGCUGCGAAAGGAGAUGAAAGUUCUGCGGAAAGUUCACCAUAAGCACCUCGUUGAGCUGAUUGGCUUCUGCGCGGACAGCUCUCUCUUCCUCGUGUUCGAGUACUGUCAUCACGGAUCCCUUAGUGGUAGUCUGCACUCCCCAGCCGUGCACGGGGUCCUAGACUGGCCCACGAGAGCGCAGGUGGCCCUCGACGCAGCCCAGGCCUUGUUAUACAUACACGACAGGGUUCACCCCUCCUACGUGCACGGCGAUGUAAGAUCGGCCAACAUUCUCCUUGACCGGAAUUUAAGGGGUAAAGUUGGCGACUUUGGACUUAAUAAGCUCACGACGAAAGAUGACCUGCAGCGGGGGCGCAGCAGCCACACUGCCGGGCAACUGCGGACCUUAUCUGGUAGAAAUCUUGCCUAUAUGGCCCCAGAAUACCUACAAGAAGGCCACGUGUCGACUAGUGUGGACGUGUACUCCUUAGGAGUAGUCCUUCUAGAACUACUUACGGGGAGAAACGCCGCCGCCUUCACGGUGGAGCAGGGCAGCAGUGGUAUGACCUUGAUUGAGUCUUCAUGUACGUCCUCCGACUGCUCUUACUCCACCUUCUCCUACUCCCAAGGUGCGGACUUCGCAAGCCUACCGUCACUCCCAGCGGCGCUAGUGCUGCUCAUCAAGCAGAUGAAGUCUCCGAAGGAUGUGAAAGCCAUAGCUGAUCCUCGGCUCAGCGAAUCUGGGUAUCCAAAGGAGGCUGCGCUGCAGCUCGCCAGACUUGCGGUGGAGUGCGUCUCUGACAAACCGCAAAAAAGACCUCAGAUGAAACGCGUCGUGUAUGUGAUGGAGGACAUACUUGCCAUGUCGCGACCACGACAUCAACCUUCUGCAGAUACCGCCGAUCCAGAUCCCUAUCAUGUCGCUUUUCCCAGACCGUAGGUACACACACACACACACACACACACACACACACACACACACACACACACACACACAGAGUCACAGAGGAGUUACCAAACGUCCG
Molecule: messenger RNA, 3658 nt
Organism: Chara braunii
Lineage: Eukaryota; Viridiplantae; Streptophyta; Charophyceae; Charales; Characeae
Source: the annotation of a GenBank genome assembly